CUUCCAUAGCUUGGUAGCUGCUUCGUUUCAUGGCCCUGGACCCUCCUCUUCCUUUCCCCUUUGAUGAUGGGGCCAUGCAAACAUGGGGCACCCAGCCCUGGUGCCCCACUGGUGGGGAGCACCUUUGGGGACAGGACCUGGGAACAGCACUGGGGGUACUGGCUCCCUAAGCAGAUAUUUUGCUCUAGCCUCACAUUGGAAGUGUUUUCCCAAGACCUGAACAACCUUCCAAGUGGGAAUGCGGCUCCUCUCCCUGCGUGCCCAGGGCAGGGCAUCCCUCCCGGGUGGAAUGGGUGCCCUGCUGCCCGCGCUGUCCCUGCUGGCCGUGUCCCUGCUGCCGCACGCGGCUGCCACGCUCCGCAUCGGCGCCUUCAACAUCCAGGCGUUCGGGGACAGCAAGAUGUCCGACCAGACCAUUGCAGACGUCAUCGUCAAUAUCCUCGGUCGCUACGACAUUGUCCUGGUGCAGGAGGUGCGGGACUCGGACCUCAGUGCCGUCACUGAGCUCAUGGAGCAGCUAAACAGCGCAUCCUCGUCCCAAUAUGCCUACGAGAUCAGCGGCCCCCUGGGGCGAGAGAACUACAAGGAGAUGUACCUCUUCAUCUACAGGACGGAGACAGUGUCUGUGCUGGCCACCUACCAGUACAAGGACCACCAGGACGUCUUCAGCCGGGAGCCGUUCAUCCUGAGGGUGUCAUCGCCUCACACCAAGGCAGGAGAGUUUGUGCUGGUGCCGCUGCACUCGGCGCCGCACGCUGCCGUGGCCGAGAUCGACGCGCUCUACGAUGUCUACCUGGCCAUCGUCAACAAAUGGGACACGGAUAACAUCAUGUUCCUGGGGGACUUCAACGCCGACUGCUCCUACGUGAGGCCCGAGGACUGGUCCUCCAUCCGCCUGCGCACCAGCGACGUCUUCAAGUGGCUGCUCCCCGACGGUGCCGACACCACCGUGGGCAAGUCGGACUGUGCCUACGACAGGAUUGUGGUGUGCGGCGCCAAGCUGAAGAGGAGCGUCGUGCCCAACUCGGCCACUGUUUACAACUUCCAGCGCGCUUUGCAGCUGGAGCAGGAGGAGGCCCUGGCAGUCAGUGACCAUUUCCCCGUUGAAGUGAAGCUGGCAGCCUGAGCUCCUCCAGCUGCUGUA
Molecule: messenger RNA, 1144 nt
Organism: Nothoprocta perdicaria
Lineage: Eukaryota; Metazoa; Chordata; Aves; Tinamiformes; Tinamidae
Gene: DNASE1L2
Product: deoxyribonuclease 1 like 2
Exons: 8
Coding region: 239-1126 (295 amino acids)
Biological process (GO): DNA catabolic process
Cellular component (GO): nucleus
Molecular function (GO): DNA nuclease activity
Source: RefSeq, a predicted model, not a curated record